GCCUCCGCGGCCGCGUCGCCUCCUCCGCCCGGGCCGUCCGCCGCCGCCGCCGCCGCGCGGGGAGAGCGAGGCGGGGCCGCCGGGGCCGCCAUGGAGCCCGACGCGGUGAUCGAGGACAAGACGAUCGAGCUCAUGUGUUCUGUGCCCAGGUCUUUGUGGCUAGGCUGCGCCACCCUGGCAGAGAGCAUGUGCGCACUGAGUUGCCUGCACAGCAUGCCCAGUGUCGGCUGUCUCCAGAUAAGUAACGGAACGUCAUCUGUGAUCGUCUCCAGAAAGAGACCCUCGGAAGGCAACUAUCAAAAGGAAAAAGACUUGUGUAUUAAGUAUUUUGACCAGUGGUCUGAGUCAGAUCAGGUGGAGUUUGUGGAGCACCUCAUUUCACGGAUGUGUCAUUAUCAGCAUGGACAUAUUAACUCUUACCUGAAGCCCAUGUUACAGCGGGACUUCAUUACUGCCUUACCAGAGCAAGGCUUAGAUCAUAUAGCAGAAAACAUUCUCUCCUACCUGGACGCCAGGUCGUUGUGUGCAGCAGAGCUGGUGUGCAAGGAAUGGCAGCGCGUCAUCUCAGAGGGCAUGCUUUGGAAGAAGCUCAUUGAAAGGAUGGUGCGCACAGACCCACUCUGGAAGGGGCUGUCCGAGCGGAGAGGGUGGGAUCAGUACCUGUUUAAAAACAGACCCACAGAUGGCCCUCCCAAUUCAUUUUAUAGGUCAUUAUACCCAAAGAUUAUCCAGGAUAUAGAGACUAUAGAAUCUAACUGGCGGUGUGGACGACACAACCUGCAGAGGAUCCAGUGCCGCUCUGAAAAUAGUAAAGGUGUCUACUGCUUACAGUAUGAUGAUGAGAAGAUCAUCAGUGGCCUCCGUGAUAAUUCCAUUAAGAUCUGGGAUAAAAGCAGCCUGGAGUGUUUGAAGGUGCUCACGGGCCACACGGGCUCGGUACUUUGUCUCCAGUACGAUGAGCGGGUCAUCGUGACGGGCUCCUCGGACUCCACAGUGAGAGUAUGGGACGUGAACACAGGUGAGGUGCUGAACACGCUGAUCCACCACAACGAGGCGGUACUGCACUUACGCUUCAGCAACGGGCUGAUGGUGACCUGCUCUAAGGACCGCUCCAUCGCUGUUUGGGACAUGGCCUCAGCCACCGACAUCACCCUGCGUCGGGUCCUUGUGGGUCACCGUGCGGCUGUCAACGUGGUGGACUUCGAUGACAAGUACAUCGUGUCAGCCUCUGGUGACAGGACCAUCAAAGUGUGGAGUACAAGUACCUGUGAGUUCGUGCGAACCCUGAAUGGGCACAAGCGAGGCAUCGCCUGUCUCCAGUACCGGGACCGGCUGGUGGUCAGCGGCUCAUCAGACAACACCAUCAGGCUGUGGGACAUCGAGUGUGGUGCCUGUUUGCGAGUUCUAGAAGGACACGAAGAAUUGGUCCGCUGUAUCCGGUUCGAUAACAAGAGGAUCGUCAGUGGGGCCUAUGAUGGGAAAAUCAAAGUCUGGGAUUUGCAAGCUGCCCUGGAUCCUCGAGCCCCAGCAAGCACGCUGUGUUUGCGUACCUUGGUGGAACAUUCUGGACGCGUGUUCCGGCUCCAGUUUGAUGAGUUUCAGAUCAUCAGCAGCUCCCACGAUGACACUAUUUUGAUCUGGGACUUCUUAAACGUGCCUCCCAGUGCCCAGAAUGAGACCCGCUCUCCUUCCAGAACCUACACAUACAUCUCCAGAUAACAGUCUGCACUUGACCAAGUCAGGGUUUCCUAGUCUUGAACUACUGGCUACAUGGCCACCAAACGCCUACCGAGUUCUUCACGCUGAGUUAUGAAGCUGGAAUUGGUUCUAGACGCUGGGUAGAUGCAAAGCAGCCUAACUCUUCAAGUACCGACAUUUCUCACCUUCGUUCCCUGCCUCUACUUGGAGAAGGACACAGUUGCUUCACUGACUUCAAGUAGACCCAAAGCCCCUUUCCCCCCUGCCCUCUGUGGAAAAACAAAACAACAACAACAAAAAAAAUCCAACAAAACAAAAAAAUAUUCAAAAACAACAAAACAAAAAAAACUUCUCAUGCUUCCAGUGUAAACUGUUCAUUUCUGAGGAACACGGUAGAAGUCACUGAGGGCUCGAGAAGACUUGUCCUCUAAUUUAUAUUGCUUUGCACUUUGGCCUGAUAUCAAGAAACGGCAUUCUUCAGGAAAGAUUGGGUGCCAAACACCUACCCAGGAUGUCCAGGGCUUUCCUGUGCAGAAGCUAACAUUCAUCUUCUGAUGGCUAUGUUGUUAUGAAUUCUGGCUUGUAUUAGAAACAUGCUGGACAAUGGAAACAUUUCUCUGGGUUGUUUUAGUACUAUUUUUUUGUUUGUUUGUUUUGGAUUCUACUUCCUCUCUGUACCGGUUUCUUUUAAUUUAAAGAAUUAUAAGCCAGGUUAUAUUAUCUCCCAGCAGGUGAUAUAGCUUUUUUUUUUAAUUAACUAUUCUCUGAAAACCUCCAAGCAUCUGAUACUUGGUAGAGUUAACACCUUUACCUGCGUGCUCGCCUCCUAAUUUAAAAUACUGUAUCCGCAUGUAGAUAUAAUGUACAUAACAGUUGAACCUCAAGAUGGCUGGAGUCUGCCCAGGCCAGAGACACUAAUCCAGCAUGUGUUCACACUUAGCCGUGGACUGGGCUCUAAAACCUGAUGUCAGGACAAAUGUGGAUUGCCUGGGACCCUUCCUGCAGUCAGUAUUCAUGGUGUUCUUUGCUUGUUUCAUUGUGUGUGUCUGUGUCUGUGGUUCAUUGGAAUUCUGUCAUUUCUAAAGUUCCACACAAAACGUCUUACCUUUUGUGCAAGUAUAUGCAAUAGAGAGAGGUACCUUAAUGUUUUCUUUUGGUGGUGGUGGUGGGGGGAGUGAGUUGUUACUGUCAUUUUCCUCCUCCUCCACCUGAGUGCUAGCAAUCAUGUCCAUAGUAUUCAUUUGACAUUGCUGUCAAAUUCAUUGCCCUGUGUGUCUGUCACCCUGGUAAGGGAGGAAGACGAGGCCCUGGGAGUGGGAUUUCCAGGUGGCCCUGAGGCCUAUCUCUUGUGGAAGGGACCCAGUUCCUGGUGCAGAACCUCAAGCUCACAAACCCCACUCCCUGCCAUCUCUGGUGCCACCUGCCGCCGUGGUCCCAGCAGGUGCUCCGCCGCCUGGAUGCGGUCAGCUGACCACGCAUGCCAAGGGCUUAGGCCUCCUGUUGGCACUGCUUCUCCCUCUGCCCCUUCAGUAGUAGGUUUCAAUUUGCCCCUUGCCCUUGUUUCCAAAGAUCAAGGAAUGUCCGUGCUGUUUGAAAGGACCAAUAAGAAUCUCCUCUCGACUAGCUGUGUUCCCAUGGAAAGGGAUAGGUCCUGGCCUGCUUUGUCUUUGGCAUUGAGAGCGGUGCGGGGAUCAAAAUGUGUGUGUGUGUGUGUGUGUGUGUUCGUUCAUGAAUUCGUGCAUGUCUGCACAUGUGUGUGUGCGCAUGGGGGCUGGGAGGGCUGACUUACACAUUUUCAUUUUUCUCCCUUCUUGUUUUUACACUCUUUCCUCCUAUGACUUACACUUAAUUUCUGUUGUGGUGGAGCAGUUGGAUCUCAAAUGAGCCUUCUCCUUCUGAGCCUGAGAGGGGUUGUGAAAGCAACUUGCCUUUUGCCGCAUCUUCCAGGUUUAAUUACAAAGAACUUGGAUGGAGGGGG
Suncus etruscus (white-toothed pygmy shrew) is the source of this 3676-nucleotide messenger RNA. It is a transcript of the gene FBXW11, whose product is annotated as F-box and WD repeat domain containing 11. The record is from RefSeq and is a predicted model, not a curated record. Gene Ontology annotation, molecular function: protein dimerization activity. The transcript has 13 exons. Bases 91 to 1719 code for a protein of 542 amino acids. NCBI's taxonomy places the organism in Eukaryota, Metazoa, Chordata, Mammalia, Eulipotyphla, Soricidae.